This is a messenger RNA of Annulohypoxylon truncatum, 1056 nucleotides long. RefSeq names its product 54S ribosomal protein L7. Gene Ontology annotation, molecular function: structural constituent of ribosome; RNA binding. The coding region runs from base 1 to 1056 and encodes 351 amino acids. Lineage: Eukaryota; Fungi; Ascomycota; Sordariomycetes; Xylariales; Hypoxylaceae. Gene Ontology annotation, biological process: translation. Gene Ontology annotation, cellular component: cytosolic large ribosomal subunit; ribosome. The transcript is spliced from 4 exons. The record is from RefSeq and is a predicted model, not a curated record.
AUGGCGGCUCUCAGAGAAAUGCCUCGGGCCGGCCGACAGCUUCUCGGCACCAUAUCGUGGUGGAAGCCUUGCGCAACGAACUUCCAAAGAUGUGCAUCGACCGAAGCCGCUGCGCCUACACCCGAAAUUCCUGAUAUUGAGCAAGACUCCGGCCUGGCGACACCAAUUGUCACUAGGGAAGGUGUUAAGCUUACCGAUCCACGAAAGCGAGCAAGCCGUAGAAACUACGAGCUUCCCCACGAAAGAUACCGAUACCGUCCUCCAAAAUACGACCGAGGACCUUUACACCCAGUCCAACCGCCGCCAUCUUCGGACCCGGUCGCUCGAAACUAUUCCCCUGGACCAUUCAACCUACCCCGACUAAAACAGACCUAUCACUCUACCAUCACCUCCGAUAUCCUGACCUUAACGUACCAGCACAUACCCCCCGGCACUCCCCCCAGUCCCGAAAGAGUACGGUUACGGGAAUGGGACGACUCGUCGCCGUAUAUGAAGAACCGACCUAAACGUGGGCCGCGAGGCAGAGGUGUUCUCUACCCUAUUGAGAAGGACCUCAACUGGCGCAAUCUCCCUGAGGUUAAGGCUGUGCAUUUAUCCAUGUUCAUACCGCAGGCUAAGAAGAACCCGGAUCAUCUCAUCGUCGCACGUUCGGUACUGCAGACCAUUACAGGCGUCCGCCCCACGAUCUCAACAACCAGAAAGAGCGUUGCUCAGUGGGGUAUUGUCAAGGGCGACAGGACGGUUGUCAAGGUUAGUGUCUACGGAGACCAGGCCUAUGAAUUCCUAGACAAGAUCAUUCACCUGGUGUUUCCAAAAAUCAAGAAUUGGAAGGGUGUUAAAGGCUCUGCCGGCGACCACACCGGGGGCAUCAGUUGGGGUUUCGAACCUCAACACGUGCAGCACUUCCCAGAAGUCGAGGCUAAUUAUUCAUUAUAUCCAUCUAAGAUGAUUUCCGGCUGUCGCUUUAACCUUGAAACUACGGCGAAGUCAAAUAGACACACCAGGCUACUCUGUAUGGGUUUAGGCAUCCCGUUCGAUGGCGAGUUAGUAGAUUAA